GUUUUGUUUAAAACUGGGAUAUGUAUUAAGACAACAGGUAUGUUCGAAAUGUAAUAUUUCAAAUCAACCGCAAGGAGACACAUCUAUAUUUUUUACUUGUAUAUCAAUUAUAAAAAUGAUAGUUUGAAAAGACGACAAACCAAACAUUUAAUGAAAUGGAUAUCGGUCGAGUUCAUGUAUCUAAGGAAAGCAAAAGAAAAUGUGCACAUGAAAUGGCUAUGGAGCUUUCAACCAUAAUGACAGAAGACGAGAGACCAGAUACUGAAGUGGAUGAUACAAGACAACGGAUGGACAAUGAUUACAAGCUAAAACAGUGUUCAUACGAAAAUACGUUGAAAGAUAUUGAUGCUGUACAACUUAUACUAUAUCAAAAAGAUAAGCAGCUGCAAUUUAUACGGGAAGAAAACUGCUUAAUCCGAAAUCUUUUCAAUCAGCAGAUAGCAUCACUUCUAGAAGAAAUCAAAGAAAAAGAGAACAUUAUCCAACAACUUCAAAAAUUUGAUAAGUUCCAAGAGGUGAAAAAAGAAAAUACUCUAGACAGGUUGACUGUAAAGCUAGAAACAGUCAUUGGUGAAAUUAGUGGCAUGUGUUCUGCAAUAAAUGAACUGUUGGUUGAAGCCAGGAGGAAAAGCAGUCAAUCAGAUACCAAAAAUAUAACACUCAACAUUAAACAGUAGGGAAUUUUGCAGAUUUCUACAGAAGAAUAGACUAAAAAGAGUUUUUUUCACAGUUUAUUUUCCUAAGACAUAUAAUACUGCUAUUGUAUAUGCAGAAUGAUACUAGAUUUUAUAUACAAACUAACCACAUUACUGAAACAUUUUUUUUAAAUUAAUUUGUUAUUUUGAUCAUGAUGAUAGUAAAAUUUCCAAUGUUGAAAUUAAAAUACCAAUAAGUUUAACAUUUAAGGCAUGCAAAACAUACAGUCGAAGAAACGGUGAAGGGCCAAACAAUCUCCGUGGAUAUUAGAUGUGCCAAUGCUAAUACAUAUGCUUACCUGAUAUCAUUGAACUACCACUAAUGGUACCUAUAACCUGACCUAAUCACAAACUAAUACAUGUAAACUAAGCAAAAGUCAAUAGACCAUGUCUGAGGGGGCCAGGACAAAUAAUCUCAAUGAAAAUGGUACAUACCAAGUUAAUAUAACUGCAUAACAAAUAUUAUUGAAAUACUGCUUUUGGUUCCUAUUAACUGAACUCAUCAAAAAACUAAUACAUGUAAAUUAUGUAAAAGUUUCAAAGUCAAUAGACCAUGACUGAGGGACAGGGCCAUAUAAGCUCUAUUAAAAUGUGAUGUGCCAAUGCUAAAACAACUGCAUACUUAAUAUCAUUGACCAAAUACUAGACUAACUACAAAUACAUUGUUGACAUUGCUUGCCACCUCCGGAAACAGUAUAUCUAUAUCUCGCUAUAUAACUCUGUCAAGGAGAGACAAAAAUCAGUUGAAUCAAAUGGAUGUCCCUAAUAAAGAUGAUUGUAAUAUCCUGUAUAUUCAAUAAAUAUACUGAGCCAAAAAAGUUUAGCAACACCUUUUUUCAUUUUUUGUUGUUGAUGUUUAUGCAAUAUUUUUUUUAAAUAUCAAUGAUAUAAUCCUUAGUUUCACCUGUAAUUUUUAACAGUCUUAUUUUUUUCUGAAAAGAUAUAGGAAGAUGUGGUGUGAGUGCCAAUGAGACAACUCUCCAUCCAAUGUUUGAUUUCACGCCAUUUUAGCCUUUCACGUGUAAUUGAUGUUUUACCUUCUGUACCUGUACUUUUAAAACAAAAUUAAAAAAAAAAAUCACUAAAGUUCAGAAACACACCAUUGUUCAGAAAAACACAAAAAAGUUUGAAAAAUGCAUGGGGCGUCAACCUGGCCUCCCUAAAAAUGACUGUUAGAAGGCUAUUUGAAUGGUUGAUGCCAGAAUGAGUGUUUCUGAAGGCAUGGCUUGAUUAAAUGUGCAUAAUUCAACAGUUUAGACACUAACAAACAGAUAUCGACAAAUUGCAACUGCACAGGAUAGGUCGAUAAUUCGUAGACCAAGAAAAACUAUCAUCAAGGGAGGAGCGCUACUUUCGCUUUACAUCAACACGUGACAAGUUUUUUUCCGGCCACAAAUGUAUUGCAUUGACUUAGGGAAGCUGCUGGUGUGCCUGCCAGUCUUUCAUUGAUGCACUUAGGGUAUGGCCGAGAAAUUGAUUUUGAAUAACACAAUACUCAUUUUUGCAUUUUGACCAUUCCGCGCUCCAUACAAAGAAAAUCCUAAUGGAUGUGAGUGAUAAACAUUCAUGUUGCUUCAGACAUGUCAUAAUGUCAUUUUUUAUUAUUAUAAUCAUAUGUUGUUACAAUUUUGAAAUAAAAAAAAAAAUCAUAUUUUCUUGCUAAACUUUUUUGACUCGGUAUAUAUUUUUCCUA
Molecule: messenger RNA, 2388 nt
Organism: Mytilus trossulus (common blue mussel)
Lineage: Eukaryota; Metazoa; Mollusca; Bivalvia; Mytilida; Mytilidae
Exons: 2
Coding region: 156-677 (173 amino acids)
Source: RefSeq, a predicted model, not a curated record